AUGCUCCUAACCCGCCGCUUCCGCCGCCUCAUAACCUCCACAGCAACCCGUCUCACAACCCUCAUCUCCUCCCCCAAAGCGGCCAAGAAACACAUCAAAAUCGACGAUGAAGAGCGCGGGAACCCCUACACCCCAUCUCUCACUAGAAACCCCCUCAUGCAGGCCCUAAAAAUGCUCAUCCUCCUUCUCAUCCUCCUACUCUUUCUCGCGGCGCUCACCGCAUACACCAUCUACAAACCACCCAACGCUCUCAUAAGAUAUCUCCAAGCCCGAAACCCAGAUGUGAUAUUCCACCUCCCAUUACCGGGUCAUAGAAAAGUGGUAGCCCUCACCAUCGACGACGCCCCCUCACAACACACGCCCGCUCUAUUAUCACUCCUAGCCACCCACAACGCAACCGCAACAUUCUUCAUAAUCGGCUCUCAAAUCCCCUCACCCCACACAAACCCCAUCCUUUCCCAAAUCCUCGCAGGAGGAAACGAACUAGGAAACCACGCCCAACACGACGAACCCUCCAUCUCCCUCCCACUCCCAGAAUUAGAAUCCCAAAUCCGGGCCAUAGACGCGUUACUCCCGCCCAACGCAUCGGGGCACAAGUAUUUCCGCCCGGGGUCAGGGUUUUUUAAUAGGAAGAUGGUGCAGAGGGUUAGGGGAGUGGGGUAUAGGAUGGUGCUGGGGAGUGUGUAUCCACAUGAUGCGCAGAUUCGGAGCGCGAGAAGGAAUGCGAGGCAUGUGGUUGCGGGGGUGAGACCAGGGAGUGUGGUUAUUGUGCAUGAUAGGAGGGGGUAUUCGGUUGAGCAGUUGGGGAUGAUUUUGGAGGGGCUGGGGGGGAGGGGGUUUGAGGUUGUUUGUUUGGGGGAGUUGAUGAGGAUUAAGGAGGAGGUUGAGAGGGAGGGGAAGAGGUGA
Hymenoscyphus albidus is the source of this 906-nucleotide messenger RNA. The record is from the annotation of a GenBank genome assembly. NCBI's taxonomy places the organism in Eukaryota, Fungi, Ascomycota, Leotiomycetes, Helotiales, Helotiaceae.